AUGAUUUUUUGUUUCGAAAUAUUUUUCUGCUUCAGAGUUACAACGCUUACACGAGUUCCAGAAACAAAAGAAUGGUAUAUGACUGGAAGCCCGAUAAAGCUUCUCACUAUACUAGCAAUCUAUUUAAUCUUUUGCCUACGUUUGGGCCCAUGGUAUAUGAAAGACAAAAAACCAUACCAAUUAAAAAACGUUAUCAAAAUAUACAAUAUAUUUCAAGUUCUCAUAUCAAUUCAUAAGAAUUUAUAUAAGACUGACAUGCUCUAUUUAGCAAAAGCGUACUGGGUUUAUUACAUUGUGAAAAUAAUCGAUCUUAUGGACACGGUAUUUUUCGUGCUUAGGAAAUCAAACAGACAAAUCACGCAACUUCACUUGCAUCAUCAUACAGUGAUGCCGAUUGUUAGUUGGAUUGCUAUAACAUUCGUUCCAGGAGGUCAAGGUAUAUUAAUAGGAUAUGUUAAUGCUCUGGUGCAUGCUGUUAUGUAUACAUACUACCUUCUUGCCGGUCUAGGAGAUGAGUACAAGAAAUAUCUUUGGUGGAAAAAAUAUUUAACAAUACUACAAUUGCUGCCGGUGAAACUACAGGAAAAAGGGGCAUAA
This is a messenger RNA of Nymphalis io (European peacock), 597 nucleotides long. RefSeq names its product elongation of very long chain fatty acids protein 7-like. Lineage: Eukaryota; Metazoa; Arthropoda; Insecta; Lepidoptera; Nymphalidae. Gene Ontology annotation, cellular component: endoplasmic reticulum membrane. Gene Ontology annotation, biological process: fatty acid elongation, monounsaturated fatty acid; fatty acid elongation, polyunsaturated fatty acid; fatty acid elongation, saturated fatty acid. The transcript is spliced from 5 exons. Bases 1 to 597 code for a protein of 198 amino acids. The record is from RefSeq and is a predicted model, not a curated record. Gene Ontology annotation, molecular function: fatty acid elongase activity.